AUGACAACCUCCAUACACUUCAUCGUUGUAGUAAUACUCAUUUAUAUGAUCACGAUCAACGCUGCUGCCAUCUCUGCCACGGUAACAACCCUGACACCGCCAAAGUUCCCUGCCAUUAUCGUCUUCGGCGAUUCCACCGUAGAUACUGGCAAUAACAACUAUAUCAAAUCAUUGUUUAAAGCUAAUAUGCCUCCGUACGGUGAAAACUUUCCCGGCCACGUGCCGACGGGAAGAUUUUCUUAUGGAAAACUUGUUCCCGAUUUCAUCGCGUCGUUUCUAAGGAUCAAAGACGAAGUCCCGCCGUUUUUGAAGCCAACUCUGUCGGAAAAUGAGCUCCGAACAGGCGUUAGCUUCGCCUCAGCAGGAUCAGGGUUCGAUGAUUUAACUACUAGGGUAUCCAAUGUGAUCCCGGUUUCAAAACAAGUUGAUAUGUUCAAGAGUUACGUAGAGAAGCUUAAUGGAGUUGUGGGCAAAGAUAAGGCGAAGAACAUCAUCGGUGAAGCUCUGGUAAUAAUCAGCACAGGAACUAAUGAUUUUGUUUUCAAUUUCUUCGAUAUUCCGACCAGACGAUUGGAGUUCGACAUUGAUGGAUACCAACUCAAAAAGUAG
Messenger RNA from Hibiscus syriacus, 609 nucleotides. Its product is annotated as GDSL esterase/lipase At1g06990-like. The record is from RefSeq and is a predicted model, not a curated record. The transcript has a single exon. Bases 1 to 609 code for a protein of 202 amino acids. NCBI's taxonomy places the organism in Eukaryota, Viridiplantae, Streptophyta, Magnoliopsida, Malvales, Malvaceae. Gene Ontology annotation, molecular function: hydrolase activity, acting on ester bonds.